UACAACAAUAGAUUCAAUGUAUGGUUAAUGUCGGCCGUCGGCAGUUUGCUGGUCGGUAUCCUAUCGAUGGUACCAUUGUUUUUGAUAUCGCAAUCUAACUACCAGUUUAUCGAUAGUAGUAAUAAUAAUAGUAGUAGUGGUGAUAAAAACAGCACAAAUUUUGUGUCAUUGAAAUAUGUGUUAAGUUUCGCUGUCGGCGGACUACUCGGUGACGUAUUUUUUCAUCUAUUGCCCGAAGCCAGUGACCAAUUGAUGACUACCGGUAUGAGUGCACGUUAUCUACAAUUAUAUCUAGGAUUCUGGAUAUUGACCGGUGUUUUGUGUUUCUCAUUUGCACAGCACCUGUCUAUACAUCUAAAUAGUGUUCAACAACAACAACAUUGCAAUAGUCUUAAUAAUAGUGAUAAUAAUAAUAUUAAUUCAAACAACAACAAAAUUAACAACAAUAAUAAUAACAGCAAACAUAAGCCAACAACAAAUGUUUGCCAAACUAAUGAUAUAUCGGGUUAUCUGAAUCUAUUGGCCAAUUCAUUGGAUAAUCUUACCCAUGGACUGGCCAUCGGUGCCAGUUUUCUGGUAAACACGAAAACAGGUUUGUUGACUACACUGGCCAUUGCCAUACAUGAGAUACCGCACGAAAUUGGCGACUUUGCCAUACUGGUCAAAUGCGGUUUUACAAAAUGGCAGGCCAUUCGGGCACAGUUAUCCAUAUCGUCGAUCACCGUAAUUGGUGCCUUCAUUGUCCUGUUAGCCGAUUCGGUGAAGACCAUCAAUAUUAACAUCGCAUGGAUAUUGCCGUUCACUUCGGGCGCCUUUCUGUAUAUUUCGUUGACCACUAUAUUACCCGAACUGUUAACCGAAACACAGACCAGUCGUUCGCUAAUACAGUCGCUGUUAAUCAUAGCCGGUAUCGCUAUAAUGGCGUCACUUAAUAGUAUGGCUAUUGAUUGA
Molecule: messenger RNA, 951 nt
Organism: Oppia nitens
Lineage: Eukaryota; Metazoa; Arthropoda; Arachnida; Sarcoptiformes; Oppiidae
Gene: Zip99C
Product: zinc transporter ZIP13-like
Exons: 2
Coding region: 28-951 (307 amino acids)
Biological process (GO): zinc ion transmembrane transport; intracellular zinc ion homeostasis
Cellular component (GO): membrane
Molecular function (GO): zinc ion transmembrane transporter activity
Source: RefSeq, a predicted model, not a curated record